AUGUCAGACGUUGAAAAGGGUUUGGGUAUAAAGGGAUUGCUUGAUGAAACAGUAAAGAAAAGAUCUGUUUUUCGAACAUUCCUCAUGUAUGGAUUUCAUUUUUUGGUCUGGUUGUUUGGAGUUAAAGGAGUUAGAGAUACACAGUGUGGUUUUAAAAUGCUAACAAGAGAAGCUGCUCAGAUUUUAUUUCCUGCAUUACAUGUAGAAAGAUGGGCUUUCGAUGUAGAACUUUUACACUUAGCACGAGAAAUGAAGAUUCCAAUCAGUGAAGUAGCUGUCAAUUGGACAGAGAUAGAAGGUAUCUAUUAUUAAGUACAUAAACA
Molecule: messenger RNA, 323 nt
Organism: Centruroides sculpturatus (bark scorpion)
Lineage: Eukaryota; Metazoa; Arthropoda; Arachnida; Scorpiones; Buthidae
Product: dolichyl-phosphate beta-glucosyltransferase-like
Exons: 3
Coding region: 1-312 (103 amino acids)
Cellular component (GO): endoplasmic reticulum membrane
Source: RefSeq, a predicted model, not a curated record